CCCGAUUACUCCAUACUGCAAAAGCGUUUCACAAUAUUUAACUAACUCUCUUCUGCACGGAUAUAAAAGAUGCAUUUGUCCACAGGGACACGUGUGUGAGACAUUUUCAUUACUUUGGUUUGACCUCAACUCUCAGAGAAAGGAUGAAGAGCACGGUGGCGUUUCUCGUUCUGUCCAUGCUCGUCCUGAUGGCUCAACCCUCCGAGGGGUUUUUCGGAUUGCUGAUGAAAACCAUCCCUCACGUCAUUGGGGGCAUUUCUAGUCUGAUUAAAAAUCGACGUGGGGUGGAGCAGGUGGACCAGCAACAUUUGGACCAGAACCAAGACCUGCAGCAACUAGACCAGGACCAGCAACUAGACCAGGACCAGCAGCUGGAGCAGGAGAAAAUUGACCAACAGCAGCUGGAGCAGGAGAAGUUUGACCAGAAGAAGUUGAACAAGUUUUUGCUUAAACACAUAGCUUGAUGACACCGUUUUGUUCGUUUGAAUUCCAGCUGAUCAGAGCCUCGGCCUCCUUCCCUCAGGAACAUGAUGCAAUAAAAACAUAACGUGUUCAUUUGCACAUUAAAACAUGUUUCAAAUUGUCUAUAAUUAAACUUUGCAGGAAAAGCAAAGAAAUG
Messenger RNA from Nothobranchius furzeri (turquoise killifish), 619 nucleotides. Its product is annotated as dicentracin. Lineage: Eukaryota; Metazoa; Chordata; Actinopteri; Cyprinodontiformes; Nothobranchiidae. Gene Ontology annotation, biological process: defense response to bacterium. The record is from RefSeq and is a predicted model, not a curated record.